ACAGUGUAUGAUACACCGGUAUCAUAUUUACCCAACACUGAUUGAACACUCUUUCUUGGGGUAACUUUCUCUGACAUAUGUAUACAUAACGUACAUAGUUCAGCACAAAUCGUGGCAUUACGUUAUAAAAUUUACUAAAGUACAUUCGACCUGAUCGUAUUUUAUCAGUAGUUAUAGGAUAAACAUAAUUGAUUAAACGACGGCUGUUCUUGUCAUUUUGUAUUCAAACGAUGACAUCAGCUUCGAGUACUAGCGCUAGAAGUUUGUUCGUAGAGUCAAAACUACGUCUUGCAGACAAAGUACAAGUUAAUGUCAACAACAUUUCAUCUCUAUCAAGACAAAUACAGCGAGGCUCAAAAAGUAGUGAAAUUUUAAUGAAAUCAGCAAAAAGUUUCGGUGAGCUAGAACAUGGAACAGAAAAUUCCGCAAUCGAUCUCAGAAGAAUCGGACUUAUCAGUUCUCAUUUGGAAUUACAAAUAAACGCUAUAGACAGAAGUUUAGCCAAGCUUGAAGAUGUCACCGAGCAAGUUCGUGCGAUGCAGCGUUAAUGUUGUAUGUGAAAAAAAACUCCGACUAUACCCUGG
Molecule: messenger RNA, 584 nt
Organism: Aphidius gifuensis
Lineage: Eukaryota; Metazoa; Arthropoda; Insecta; Hymenoptera; Braconidae
Gene: BORCS7
Product: BLOC-1-related complex subunit 7
Exons: 2
Coding region: 231-548 (105 amino acids)
Cellular component (GO): BORC complex
Source: RefSeq, a predicted model, not a curated record